AUGGUUAAAAUACUUUCCGUCGACUGGAUGGCACAGAGCUAUCUCAGGAGUGAACCAAACAAUGCCUUGCAACCAAUGGAAAAUAUGCCAACCCAGGGUAGACCUCAUGUGCCCUGUAUGGUCCAGCCACGGCAGCCUACCUCCUACAACAAGGUCUACCUACAGCCAAAGCCAAACUCGACAAAAAUGGCUUUUACUGAGAAGAGUAAUCCAAAUUUUAGCCUGGAGUCCUCUGUACAUCAGACAAUGUGUUCCUCACCAACUCUGACAGAAAACAAUGGAUACUCAUCUGGGUAUGAGAGUGAAGCAGCUUCUUCAGAAUGUCCCUCUCUUGAGGAUGGCAGCGACGGAGAACGGAAUGGGGCCCAACGCCGUCUGCGAACUAAGUUUACCCCAGAGCAGAUUCAUAAAUUGGAAAAGAUAUUCAACAAGCAUAAAUACCUGGAUGCUGGGGAGCGCAUCAAAACCGCACUGAAGCUCAACCUCUCUGAAACUCAGGUGAGAACUUGGUUUCAAAACAGGAGGAUGAAGCUGAAACGUGAGGUCCAGGAUUUGCGCGCUGAUUACCUUACUCCCACGCUGUCUCCGAUGGUGUUUCCACGCACAAGCCCUUUUCAGAACCAUGGCUUCGCUGGACAGUGUAAGAGGGGUGAACACGGAGAGCUGGUAGCAGGGACUGUCCUGUGGAAUACCUCUGCAGCCCCAUUUUCCCAUGCCCUAUGCCUCUUUAAAGCUAAGUCUCAAAGAGGUAUAUGCAUAGGAAAAAGGAACAGCGAGUGCAAAGUGCCCCAGGAGUCCUCUUCUGCAGCCACCUAG
This is a messenger RNA of Hypomesus transpacificus, 816 nucleotides long. RefSeq names its product homeobox protein vent1-like. Gene Ontology annotation, molecular function: DNA binding. The transcript has 4 exons. The record is from RefSeq and is a predicted model, not a curated record. Bases 1 to 816 code for a protein of 271 amino acids. Lineage: Eukaryota; Metazoa; Chordata; Actinopteri; Osmeriformes; Osmeridae.